UUCGUACUUAUCCUGAUCUGAUAUGGACUAUGAACAAUUUCCAUCGAAGUUUAUUUCACAUUGCUGUUAUAAACCGGCAAGAGAGUGUCUACAAGUUGAUACAUGAGAUGGGCGCUAUCAAGGAAAUAAUUCUAACUUCUGUUGAUGCCUAUAAACAAAACAUCCUGCACUUAGCAGGAAAAUUGGCUCCGAAAGCCCGAUUAAAACUUGUACCAGGAGCAGCCCUUCAAAUGCAACGGGAGUUGUUAUGGUUUAAGGAGGUAGAAAAGAUUGUGCCGCCUUCAUACCCGAAGAUGAGGGAUAAUAAGAACCGAACACCGUGGGAAUUAUUUACAAAGGAACAUAAAAAACUAAGGAGAGAAGGUGAAAAGUGGAUGAAGGAUACAGUAAACUUUUACAUUAUUGUGGCAACACUGAUUACCGGUGUGGUUUUCGCUGCAGCUUUCACUGUACCGGGUGGCAGCAAUCAAGACACAGGGAUCCCUAUUUUUUUGAAAAGUAUUUGGUUUAGGGUAUUUUUCAUAUCAGAUGCAAUAGCACUGGUCUCCUCUUCGACGUCAAUAUUAAUGUUUUUGUCAAUUCUCACAUCACGUUUCACGGAAAUGGAUUUCCUUGUGUCAUUACCAACAAAGUUGGAGUUGGGAGUCAGCGCACUCUUUCCUCUAUAGCAGGCAUGCUGGUAGCCUUCAGCGCAACCUGCUGUUUGGUCUUUAAAAGUGAAAUGACGUCGCUUCCGAUAGUUAUAAUUGCUUUGGCUAGUGUCCCAAUUAUUUUGUUCGUUAGACUACAUUAUCAAUUCUGGGUUGAUAUCAUACGCUCAACAUACUCUUCUAGGUUUCUUUUUGGGCCACUUAAUGAUCCAUU
Quercus lobata is the source of this 864-nucleotide messenger RNA. RefSeq names its product ankyrin repeat-containing protein ITN1-like. Gene Ontology annotation, cellular component: membrane. The coding region runs from base 30 to 668 and encodes 212 amino acids. NCBI's taxonomy places the organism in Eukaryota, Viridiplantae, Streptophyta, Magnoliopsida, Fagales, Fagaceae. The transcript has 2 exons. The record is from RefSeq and is a predicted model, not a curated record.